AUGCCGGCCGCUCCGUUCGUACCCCCUCAGCAGCCGCCGUAUCAUCCUCAGCAGCAGCCAUACCCCCAGUACCCGCCGCAGCAGCAGUAUGCUCAGUUUCAAGGUCAUUAUUUCCCCGCUACUAAUCCUUUGCAGCAGCCGGUGGUGUCACAGGUACCACAGCAGGUUAUUCCGCCGGCGCAGCCAGGGCAGCAGAAGAAGAGGAGGAAGAAGAAACCCGUCGUAGCGGUGGGGACAGCGGGAGGUGGUACUGUUGCGCCGCCAGCUCUUAUGCAGGGUCACAUGCAGGACCCACACCCGGCUGUUGGGCCUUCGGCAGUGUUGGAGACGGUUCCUGCACCGCUGAUGCCGGUUGUUCCACCGGUGGAUGCUGCGCCUGCGGCGACUGCACCUGUGGUGAAACCGAAGAAAGCGGGUCGCUGUUGGAAGUGCGCGGUCAACACUCAUGCUUCUAAGGACUGUAAGGUUCCUCAUUACUGCUUGGUUUGUGACUCUGGGGCUCAUCCGACUAUUCGUUGCCCUGUGCUGAAGACCCCGAGACCUAUGAGUUUUUUUGUGGGUUGCGGUAAUGACGCCACGCUAGAUCUCCAGGUUCCUGACUCAGUUUAUAAGCCACAGUUGUUAUCCAGCGGAGCACCUACAGCUUUGGUACAGGUGUCAGGGGAGGGGACUGUUGCAGCGGCAGAUAUUCAGAAUCUCAUGGCGCGCAUGUGUCCGGGGAAUCCCACUUGGAAGUGGGAGGCGCAGCCUCAUGGUGAUAACGCUUUUCUGAUUGGGAUCCCCACCGCUGAGGACUUGUCGAGGAUUGACGGCAUGCAGAUGAGCGUGCCGAAGAUUAAUGCACAGGCCAUGGUUUCUUCUUGGACUCAGCAGGAUGUUGUGCCAGAGUUUGUGAUGGAGCCUGUUUGGGUGCAUGUCGAGGGUGUUCCGAAUGCUCUACGCCACUUCCUCGGUCUUUGGGCUGUUGGUACGUUUGUUGGUACUACUGUUGAUGUGGAUUUGUACACCUUGAAGAGUCAAGGGAUAGUUCGUAUUCAGGUGGCCAUGAGAGAUACUUCUGUUCUGGAGAAAGAUAAGGCCAAGCACGGACCACCAUGCUUAGAGGUGCUGGCUCGCUUGCAGCUUAAUGGAUACAGGUUCAGAUUUCGCCGUGAGCCUUCUGAGUACGCGCCGGACCCUAGGUUUCGUCCUUUCUUUUGGAAGGGUGAAGAUGAGGAUGAUGCGGCUCAUGGUGACGAUGAUGGUUUUGAUGAUGCCGCGGCAGAGGGGGCACCAGGGGCCUCACUUAUGGACGUUGAUGGUCAUGCAUCUUUGCCUACUUCUGGCUCAGCUUCGGUGCCGGUUAAUCAGGUCGCCAUGACCCCGUUUAACCACUCGCCGACGACUGACAGGGGCAAGGCGAUUGUGGCUAGAGCUUUGUCGGUGUCGCCACACUUGGUGGCAACUCCGCCUCCGUCGCGUGUUCGGACUUUCAUGCAGGGGAGGACUCGUCCGGUGUCUUCGUCUCCUGCUUCUCUCGGUGGUCCUCUAGCUGCUCCCACUCCGUCUUCUACCUCGCCACAGAUGGAGAGGGGGCUGCUACGGGCUUCUUCUUCGACGGUUGGCUCGUCGGACUUGGGGGUGCAGCGACACGCCGCGGUGGUGGUGGAGCAGCAGCAGCCGGCCUUGAGCUCGGCGUCGCCGCAGCUCCCUGCCGCUGUUGCGGCGACGCAGCAGCACACCCCUGGUCCGGCGGGGGUUCAGCAGCUGGCGCAGCACCAGGUCGUUGGGACGGUGGGGCAGCAGCCACCGCCCCCUGCCUCGGCGACACUGCAGCAGCCGGCCAGGGGCAGGGAGGGACUGCAUGCAGUCCCGGCCACGCCUGGGCAGCAGCCGGCCUCGGGCCAGAGCGCCCCGUCGCCGGGCGGAGGGCCUGGGGUGGCGCCGUCCUCGCCCCGUGCGCCUCAGGAGGAGGGGCAGGACUGGUUGGGGAGGCGCCCCGGCCAGUCCCCUAUGUGGCGACGCAGCAGAUCCCCGGCGCCCUCGCCGCCUAUGGGGGUUUCGGCGUCGCGGUCGGGUUCGGUGCAGGGGGCUUCAUCGCCAUCUACCCCUGCAUCGAGAUCUUCUUCACCAGCGUCAGGACGGUCUUCUUCACCACGCUCGUCUCCGCCUCCGCCAGCGGCCCCCGUUUUGCAUCCUCCCCCCACUAUUCCUCCACCAGUGGCGCAGCCGCCGGUGAGGAGGAGUGGGAGGUUUGCUACGACGGACGGUGGCGUGGAGGCUACGGAUGAAGACGUGAUGCAGAGGGCUAUGCGGCGUAAGGCGGAAAAGAACCUCGACACGGCAGGUCAUCUACAGAUGUACAGGUAUUCUCCGUUCGUGGUUACCUCUUCAGCGAGUGGAGAACCGAGACCUGUUUACGGAGGUCUGUACACGGUUGGAGGCUACGGCGAGGGAUACUUUUUCCCAACAUGGGUGGCAGCAUAGUCUACGGAUAGAUGCCCCACCUAUCUCUUAGGCGUUUUAUGUUUCAUCUUGAUGUGUAUCUCGCCUAGUUUUUUCGUUUUAUCACUUUCGAACCUGAGACAACAUAAACGGCUGUGUGCAUCCUGGUUAUGCAGAGGCUGGAUGUAAUUGCUUAUAAAAGUAAUGAAAGCAUCC
Messenger RNA from Lolium perenne, 2640 nucleotides. RefSeq lists its product as uncharacterized. The record is from RefSeq and is a predicted model, not a curated record. NCBI's taxonomy places the organism in Eukaryota, Viridiplantae, Streptophyta, Magnoliopsida, Poales, Poaceae.